CUCGUCAGUCACCACUUCUGUGUUCUGCUUCUGUUACUCCGCCAGCGGACUUUCCCCGCUUAGCUCAUGUGUUUGUGCUUUGAUAAACUAUAACACAGUGUUAUAGCUUUCGGUGUGGAGAUGUUAUGAAUUAAUGCUUGGAGGGAAAAAUCUAUUGUCUGAAUAGAAGAGACUCAAUGACAUUUGAGGUAUGUGUCUCCUCUUCUCAGUCUUUAACUAAAAAAAACUGAAAUUAUUGAAUCACAAAUCUCUCUGUAUACGGAUGGAGUCUUACUUUUAUUCAAAUGUUGUUUAAAGGCUUUAUACUACUUGGCAACAAUCAUAUUUGGCUGUGAAUUGUUGAGUCAGCAUUGGACAGAGUCUGGUCAUCAGCCUGUAAUGUUGGUCCCCACUGCGGGUCGUUGGGAAGAAAAGAUGAGUGUAAAUGUCAAAUAUGUACAACUGUUAAUCAUGUAAUGUAUUAUUUUAGCAUCCACGACUGUUCUCCUGUUCGCCCAUCGGUCUGGAUCCCCCCUCUUUACGAUAAGAGGGACCCAUCUGAGCUCGCUCAUCCACGGCAUGCAGGGAAAGCACAGCAACCCCAACACAACCCGUUACAUCUGCCUGCGGAUGUGCUGAGGCUGAAGCAGCGCUGUGCCAGGAAAGAGCUGGCAGCGCGUCUCACUGCACCUCGUGUUGCCCAACGCAGACACAGUUCUGACAGCAAGGUGCAGCAGUUGAAGAAAGCAGCAAGAAGUGGUACCAGGGGCGGUUUAGAAAAGACAAAGUUAGCCAUGAUUCGCAAAGUGUCAUUCCUGCAGAGAAAAGAUUCCGCAGCUGGGGUAAAAGAUGAUGCGGGUUACCUGGAUGUGGCUUUGUGUGAGUUGAAGCACCCUCCACCACAACUGUGCCCAAUGCCAGAGGGGCUCAGCAGUCAGCAGGUGGUCAGACGUCUCAUCCUCAGCUCCAUUGUGCAGAGUGAGAGCAGCUACCUGGACUCUCUCAACAGAAUCCUCCAGGAAUACCAGAGGCCUUUGUUGGAGUCGCAGAACGGGAUCCUAAAGCCCAAGGAGGUGCGGGAAAUCUUUUAUCGUCUGCAGGAGAUCCAUCAGUGCCACUUCAUGUUCCAGAUCGCCUUGGCGUCCCGCGUGACUGAGUGGGAUCACAGCGAGACCAUCGGAGACCUGUUCGUCGCCUCGUUCUCUAAGUCCAUGGUGCAGGAGGUGUACAGUGACUACAUCAACAACUUCACCAACGCCAUAACACUGAUCAAGAAGGCCUGCACGUCUAAACCUGCUUUCCUGGACUUUCUAAAGAACAAGCAGUCGUCCAGUCCAGACAGAAUCACUCUGUACGGCCUGAUGGUCAAACCCAUCCAACGCUUUCCUCAGUUCAUUCUGCUGCUCCAGGACAUGUUGAAGAACACUCCAAAGACCCACAUGGACCGGCUGCCCCUGCAGCUGGCUCUCACAGCGCUGGAGAGCCUGGCAGAGAAGCUCAACGAACAGAAGCGCCAGGCGGAUCAGGAGGCUGAGAUCCGGCAGUUGGCCCGCAGUGUGGGGGACCGCAACCUCAACAAGCGGCUGAACUCGGAGCAGCGGCAGCUGAUUCAGUGUGAACUGCUCACUGAAAUUGUUUAUGGUAAUAAAGGUCAAGUUAUCAAGAUGAAGGAGCGGAAGGUCUUCCUCCUCAACGACAUCCUGAUCUGUGCCAAUGUUGACCUGAAGGGUCCCCCCAACAUCAGCGGCCUGGUUCCUGUUGGUCCCAAGUACACGGUGAAGUGGUGCAGCCCCCUGCUGCAGACUCAGGUGGUGGAGGUGGGACAGGACAGGCAGCAGAGAAGCGACAGUGUCAUCACAGCUAGACGCCGCAGCCCAACCCACAGCACCACUGGUAAAGUGUUCCUGGGUCCUCCCAGACUGUACCAGGAGCUGCAGGAGCUGCAGCAUGACCUGGCUGUGGUGGAGGAGGUCUCACUGCUGGUGGGCACGCUUCACGGGACCUACCAGAAUCUAAAUUCCACAGUGUCUCAGGACUGGUGUCUGGCUCUGCAGAGGCUGAUGCGGCUGAAGGAGGAGGAGAUCCAGAAGGCCAACAAGUGUCGCCUGCGUCUGUCUAUACCAGGCAAACCUGACAAAUCUGGUCGUCCAGUGAACAUCAUUGUUGUCUUCAACACUCCCAGCCCCCUCAGUAAGAUAACAUGGGUGAACCGGCUUCAUCUCGCCAAGAUAGCCCACAGACAGGAAAACACUCCUGGCUGGGAAUAUGCUGAAGAAUACGUGAAGACAAAAGCUCCAAUUAGUUGUCCACUAUUAACCUGCAAGCUUCCUGUCUUCUCCUCCAAAACACCCUCACUGAAGCUGGAGGCAGCUCUUCACAGCCCAUCUCAGUCUAGCCUGCUUGGUUUCUGCAUUGCCAGUACGUCUUUACCACAGGGUUACCUCUGGGUUGCAGGGGGAGAAAGCAGCUUCAACAAUGGCCAAGUGCAGAUAUUCUCGCUGAACCGAGCAACUCCUCGCCUGGUCAAGACUGUCCCGCUUAGUUCCCCUGUCCUCUGUCUGGAAUAUGUGAAGGAGCCGUGUCCCAGCACAGAGGAGAGGGAGGCCCCGUCCGCAGCCAAGAUAGGAAACAUCAUCUGUGUUGGCCUACAGGACGGCAGCAUCUGUGUGUACAGCAGCGUGGACACAGCUGUUCAGUGCCUGUUGACCUUGGUGAACCCUGACCGCAGCCCUGUCCUCUGCCUCAAGCACUCGCUGUCUUUCCUCUUUGCUGGACUGGCCAAUGGCAAAGUCACUGUUUACCAUAGAAGGGCUGGUGAGCGACUGUGGGACGUGGAAUCGUGCAGGCUGGUGUCUGUGGGCUGUGAGCCUGUCUGCAGUCUGCUGACACUUGAAGACGCUGUUUGGGCCAGCUGUGCCAACCAGGUCACUGUCAUCCAAGGAUCCAGCCUCCACACACAGAGCUUCACAGCCCACUCUGAUCCAGGCUGCAGUGUUCGCCACAUGAUUCGUUCAGGCGGGGGGGUUUGGAUGGCCUUCACCCAGGGCUCCUCUAUUCACCUGUUUCACACCGAGACCCUGGAACCACUACAGGAUGUCAACAUCUCCACCCGCACCACCCAUCUGAGGCCAGGUCGGGUUUGUGUGUCUAGCCUGCUGAUGUGCCAGGGCCUGCUGUGGGUGGGGACCAGCCAAGGCAUCAUCCUCACCUUCCCUCUGCCCACGCUGGAGGGCAUCCCCAAGAUCACAGGUAAGGGGAUGACGUCUCUGAAUGCCCACUGCGGUCCGGUGGACUUUCUGGUGUCCAGUUCCAGCACACUGGACUCCUUCCUCAACAGUAGUGUGGAGGGGGCGAACCGAGAAGCAGAGGGCGGUCGAGGUGGUGGGGCGGGAGAUGAAGAGUUGCGGAAGUGUGAGCAGAGAAGCCUUCAGCAGGACUCAGAAGCUUCUCCACCCAGGGAGGAGAAACCCAAACGUCUCCUGCUGCAAUAUCGUCUCCAUUCCACCUGCCAGCUGCCUGGGAAGCUGCUGUCUGCUCAGCCCGAACAGGGGAUCCACAGGCCCCCCACCGGCUGUCUGGAGCACAGCCCGGAGGACUGCUCCAUCUAUGAAGUGAGCGAGGACCCUGAUGUGUGGGUAAGAGGACGGCCAGUGGAGUGGUGGAAGGAGGGGGAGGUCAGGCGCAACAAAGUCACCUCAACAGCCAUCUUCUCCGGUGGCAGAGGACACCGCAGGAUAGGACAGAUGUCCUCACUAGGCACCUGCUCAGCCUCCACUGAAAACACUCUGCUGGUGUGGCAGCUGCCUCUGACUCUCAGCCAAUGACAGACAAGCAUUUCACCCUGACUUUCCUGAAUGACUGCUUAGUUACUGCAAUGCUGAACACUUGAUAUCAGUGGUUUGGUUGUGACAGGAGAACACUGUAAGGACCUGUUAGCAAGCUAACACUAAAGCUAACAUUGCUUGUGAAGCCAACCAAUGCCUGUCAGCUGAUCCAUACUCAUGUGGACCAUUGAGGAUAAGUUACUCUUUGAAAUGUUUGAGUUUUCAAACAUUUCGCUCAGGAGUAUUUAUACAGAACCAGAGUAAAGUGAUUCCCAUUCAUCUGUCCUUUCAUCCUCCUCCUAACCCUAACAACAGGUGAGGGACAUGUGAUUUUAUUAUGCUGUUAGUCUAGCUUAGUGUGUUCAGUUUCCUGAAGUUUUCUAGAAGUUUCUUUAGCCGUCUUGUCUGUACAGAGACCAAAAACCUGCAAUAUAACCAAAGAAGGCUGGAGAGAAUUGCUGCUGUUUGUCAAAUGUUGUUCCAGCACCUAACUCCUUGAAAGCUCAAAACUCUACCUAUAUGUCAAAACAAGGUAUUUGUCACACCUUGGUGAAGUUGUUUGGUUUGUUUUAUUUGAUCUGGUCUUUUGUCUUGUCAUUUCCUGUUUUAUUUUGAAAUAGUAACUCUCCUCUCGUUUCAGGUCACUUACCUUUCCUCAUGUGUCACCAGUCUGAUUGUAAACUGUGAUUUUGGUCUUUUGAAGGGGGCCAGGCCCACCGAUGUGCCUGCGUCUCUACCUAUGGAGCUCAUCUGGAGUGAGAAAAUUAAUAAACAGUUUCAUGCAAGGUCAAUAGGAUGCCGCAAGGAUGCUUUGGAGAGUGUGUCGUUAAAUGAAAUAUAAUGGAUGUUGUGUCAUUAAAUGGACGCUGUGCUAUUAAAUGGAUAAUGUGUCACUGAAA
This is a messenger RNA of Gasterosteus aculeatus aculeatus (three-spined stickleback), 4702 nucleotides long. RefSeq names its product rho guanine nucleotide exchange factor 10-like protein. Gene Ontology annotation, biological process: actin cytoskeleton organization; positive regulation of stress fiber assembly; SREBP signaling pathway. The record is from RefSeq and is a predicted model, not a curated record. Gene Ontology annotation, cellular component: cytosol. Lineage: Eukaryota; Metazoa; Chordata; Actinopteri; Perciformes; Gasterosteidae. Gene Ontology annotation, molecular function: protein binding; guanyl-nucleotide exchange factor activity.